Cryptococcus wingfieldii CBS 7118 is the source of this 279-nucleotide messenger RNA. RefSeq lists its product as hypothetical. The transcript is spliced from 6 exons. Lineage: Eukaryota; Fungi; Basidiomycota; Tremellomycetes; Tremellales; Cryptococcaceae. The record is from RefSeq and is a predicted model, not a curated record. The coding region runs from base 1 to 279 and encodes 92 amino acids.
AUGUCCAGUCCUACGAUCCGCUGGGUCAAAUUCAUAGUCUACUCGGGUGCCAUCAUUGGUUCCGGUGUCUGGCUACAAAAUAAAACAGUUCCCAAUGAGAAAGACUACUACAACUCUCUGUCUCCCGAUCUGAAAGCCAAGAUGGACCAAAUCAUCAGACAACGAGAAGGAAGCAAGACGAUGAAGGAGAAGCUGCAGGAAGCAGGUGACAAGGACGAAGUCAUCUGGGGAGACCAAUUAUCGAAGCGCAAGCCAUUAUUCCAAGACCGGAGAGUCUAG